AUGUCCGACAACUUUGCAAAACGCGUCUUGCCAGUUGCUUCCCGGGUGAGGGUAGAUGACAAUGGGGAAAACGGCGACGAAAUCACCGAUGCUGCACCAGACAACAACCAAGAGACUCCCGAGAAAGACGGAAAGCUCCAACUGACCGUCAUCAAGUAUGAUUCUGGAACGGCAAAGCUGCUGCCCGGUGGUAGACUGGCACCAACUCCAUCGCAGCUGGCAACUUCCCCACUGGGGGUUAUCCGAGCUUAUCUGUUGAAAAACGGGUAUCUGGAGAAGGCUGAUCGGAAUAAACCAUUCUGCACCAAGGGUGGAAUCGAAGUAACUGAUGACAUUACCUUUGAUCAUUAUAUCCAGGAGAAUGCCAACACUCCAGCUGCGGAUGGGGAAAACGCUGGGAACGGAGAUGGAAGACCGACAAAACACAACAUCUAUGUCCUCACCAAGGAGAGGGAAAAGAAGAGUUUGGACCCAAACGUAGAUGCCUUCGUCAAAAAGCCCCUUGACCUUUCUAAUGCCGCAAAAGUCGAAUUCGCAACAGCCUUAGCUGGAGCGCCUCUGACCUCCAGCUUUACUAACAGCAGCUGGGCAGCGGAGGCAGGUGGAAGUAUUAUUUACCCCGCCGACAUGACCGAAAAAGAAUGGGGCAUUGUCAUGCGCAACAACAACCUUCUUUCCGGUCAAUUCCUGCAAAAGGGGCCAGUGGAACAGAUCAUCAAAGUCCCUGGGCAGAAGGAUAUUACACGGCCUGGAAUUGACGUCGUCAAUGUGGAGAGGGCUUAUUAUUCCGCAUUCGCCCUGAAACCUAGAAGGUUGCCGGACUAUGAUAUCACAUUCACUAUUACUGAAAAGGCAGAGCGGCAGCUGAGUGAUCUUAAUAUUGAACCGACAGAUCACCUUUUCCGCAUUCCCCGCUUCCACAUCAAAGAUGCAUCUCAAGUCCGGGUAUUUGAAACCAAGGGUUCACUGGAAACAACCAUGGCUGCCAGUAGUUUUUCGGCUGAAUCCAUCGAUGUAGCUGUUGGAGGGUCUGGCUUUGGAAUUAGCGGUGCUGCCAAGGGAGGUGCCAGCUGGAGCAACGAUGAGAAGAGUGCAAGCUCCAAAUUCAACGACACCAAUUAUAUGCAUGUUGUCUACGAGUUUCCUCGAGUGAAGUUGAUUCUGAAUGAGGAAACCCUGGAACUGAGCAAUGAAUGUAAAGCCGAUAUUCAAAGCCUGCGACACAGACGUACCCUCGAAGAGUUGCACCGCUUUGAGAAGAGAUAUGGCGUAUUCUUCACACGCAAUGUCCAACUCGGAGGCAAGUUGGUUUCUAUCGAUGAAUCGGACUCUGUAGCUGGAGCUAGUCUGAGUGAGAAAACCAAGACGCUCAAGGCAGCAGCUAAGAAUUCUGGUAGUCAGACGACUUCAACCGAGAAGAAAAUGACGCACUCUAUGUCUUGGUCGGCUGAUGGAGGAGAGACAACUUUCUGCAAUAACCCGCCAAAAUGGUGUCCCACUGUGACGUCCUUCUACAACUGGCGAGUGAUGAAGCAAGACGAUGUUAUCAACAUAUACGAAUUAAUCGGCAAACUCCCUGGCUAUGAAGACAUCCCUACUCUGGUCCAGAACAUCCUCCAUAUUAACGCAGACCCAAAAACCCUUGUCGGCUUUUCGCUUCAUCUGCAGCCUGAUAAUGCCAAGCACGGCAAAAGGACACUCUCCUUUGGCCAGCCUGAAGGAAGACAUAUAGCCCAUUCGCAUAUGGAUCCAGCUUUGAUAGAUCCUCAUUCCCUCCUACUGCACGGGAAGGAGCUCAUUUCAGACGUGACCCUCAAACCAAAAGAAGCUGGGUAUCGUCCAUACGGUACUGCAUUUGGGAUUCCCAUGACGGCGGGUCAGACAAACAUUUCGCUGGUUAAGAGCACAAAGGCCGGUGAAGAAGGCAUCAUUUACCCUCGACUCAAAUAUGGCGUCAAAUACCCCGUCCAGUACCUAGUCAAUGAAGGAGAGGAUGACGAAAAAACCACCUCGUUGUUCACUCUCCAGGUCGGGGGUGACAAAUCCUCCAACCUGUUCCUGUACGGAGAGGAAGAAAAAGCAGCCAAUGUCAUGGUGGAAUUUCUCGGAAAGAAGAACACUCCAGUCAAGGAUUACAGCAUGGUAGCGCUAGAAUUCUCAUAUGUCCUCCAAGGCGCCACCAUCCCCCAUGUAUCCAACUUCCGAUUCAAAGACAUCGAUGAUAUAAAGAAGCCUGACAUUGAAGAGAUGAUGCAGAAAAUCGUCCUGCCCAAAGAGCCUCGGGAACCUCGCCAGCCUGAGUUCACAAAGUAUGAACGCGGAACAUUUGAUUUUAGCCCAGACUGGCCUGGCCCCCAGUACCAUAACAUGGCAUCAUGGCAGAAGACCCCGGAAGUUGAAAGGCGCCUGAAAGCAUUCUACAAGAAGCUUGACGACUUUGAAGACGAAAAGAGGAGAUACAAGGCAGAAAAAGAGGAGCAUGACAAGAUUGUGCACGAUAUCCUUGGGAAGGUCAGUGGAAAGACGCAACGGGAGUACGAGUUGCUCAAGACAGAAUGGGACCAGCACCAGGAGGUCAUGAACCAAUUCGUGCCCUUUGAACAAAUGAUCUUCCAGAUUGAUUACUGCGAUGAGGAAAAUAAAAAGAACAUCAUCACCCAGAGGGAGGCAGCCGUGGCUGCGUUCAAAGCAGAGCAGAAAGAAAAAGCCGAAAAGCUCGCCAAGGAGGCCAAGGAGGCUCAAGAGGGCAAAUUCGCUGCAGUAGCACAAGCCAUAGCGGCUGCUUUUGAAGAGGCCCAUAAGGAAAAGCUUAAGAAACGGACUGCACUUAUGUCAUCACACAUUGAACGUUGGACCGAUUACAAGUGGGUGCUUGUGGAGAAGCCCAGGUUGGAACGGAUAAAACGCUCGAUGGAGGCAUCUGAUGCAAUAAAGGCGGCUAAACUAGGUGCGGAUAUCCAGAAGAAGGACGAUGCCAUCACCAUGCUGGCAGAGUAUGAUUUGGAAUUGGACUUUCAGGGGGCAUGCGCUGCUUUCUGGAACAAUCCGUUCUUCCCAGCUGCCAUGGCCAAAAUCUCUAUUCCAACUUAG
Penicillium malachiteum is the source of this 3090-nucleotide messenger RNA. RefSeq lists its product as uncharacterized. Lineage: Eukaryota; Fungi; Ascomycota; Eurotiomycetes; Eurotiales; Aspergillaceae. The coding region runs from base 1 to 3090 and encodes 1029 amino acids. The record is from RefSeq and is a predicted model, not a curated record. The transcript is spliced from 11 exons.